AUGCACGCCCAAUUAGAGAACGCUGUCGUAAGCGGAGUGCACAAAAAUGGAGUGGAGAAUUUGUGGCGAUGCGCCAAACAAAAAUUUAAGAGAAAGAAUGGCACGUGCGAUGCUUACGUACAAUCAUACCCUGACGAAUUUAUGUGGCUGAGCACCAUAGGAGAUAGAAAAAAGCGGUUCCAAAAAGCCCUGGAACUUAUACGACAAUAUUACGCGGGACACUGUUACCAGUACCUGAAUGCUGAUUAUCAAUUUUUAAAAAUCUAUUUUAUGGGCAAUUCAGAUGCGGAAGUUGAUAAUCGUUGUGCUCUCAAUUUAACAGUGAAGAGAACCAUUGUCCAUGAAUUACAAAUGUUUCUUCAUCAGAAUGACAAUUUAGUAAACAUGUUUAAAAUAGCGUUUGAUUGGAUGCCAUCUGAUAGUCAUAGGUCUGACAAAACACCUGCCGGUAAACACACAGGGAGGUUUAAUUCACCUACCAUUGACGAAGUGGCUGUUGUUAUUGUGGGAGAAAAUUUACAAUCUAGAGAUAUUGUGCUUCAUUGUCGGAAUAGUGAUUUAAAACGAGUAUCUGAAGCUCACAGGAGUUAUGAUGCAUUACAAUUAGGGAUGCACCGAAGUUCGGCCCCGACUCCGGCCCGGCCAAAAUCCGGCUUUUUUUCAAAUCCGGCUGAAUCCGGCCCCGGCCGGAUUUGGUGGCCGGAUUUAAGCGUCUAUCAACAUUUUAAAAUGUUAUAA
Messenger RNA from Helobdella robusta, 738 nucleotides. RefSeq lists its product as hypothetical. The transcript is spliced from 3 exons. Bases 1 to 738 code for a protein of 245 amino acids. Lineage: Eukaryota; Metazoa; Annelida; Clitellata; Rhynchobdellida; Glossiphoniidae. The record is from RefSeq and is a predicted model, not a curated record.